GAAAACUGAGAUUAAUAUAUACAUAUUGGAAGAGAGAAACAACCUUUGUUGGGCAUCCUCCAUGAUAAGAUAAAUACUAAUUUUAGUCCAUUGGAAAGCCAAUGUGCAGAUCUGCUAAAAAAUAAACUGGUUGUGUAAAGCCAACAUUCAGCUGCUGAAAAUGAGUGCCCAGCCUCCCACAGCAGACAAGGGAUUAAAUACUGCCCUUUUGUGCCAGGAAAGCUAUGCUUGCAGUGGAGCAGAUGAGGCAACCUUUGAGUGUGAUGAGUGUGGGAGCCUGCAGUGCCAGCGGUGUGAAGAAGAACUGCACAGGCAGGAAAGACUACGAAAUCAUGAACGGACCCGUAUUAAAGCUGGCCAUGUCCCAUACUGCGACUCCUGCAAAGGUGCCAGUGGAAAUAUCAUGCAGAGCAAUGCCACAAGUUCCAGGCAGAGAGCAGUGGUGCGGUGCCAGGCCUGCAAAACUAAUCUGUGUGUUGAGUGUCAGAAGAGGACUCAUGCUGGUGGAAACAAGCGGAAACACCCUAUUACUGUAUACCAUGGUGGCAAACCCCAAGAGGCAGAAGAGGGGAUGGAUGAAGAGGCCAAGAGGAAGAAGAUGACAGAAAAUGUCGUAAGCUUCCUGUUGGUGGAUGAAACAGAGGAGAUCCAGGUGGCAAAUGAAGAAGAAUUUAUCCGGAAACUGGACUGCAAACCUGACCAGCACCUCAAGGUUGUCUCUAUUUUUGGGAACACUGGGGAUGGCAAAUCCCAUACCCUUAACCACACUUUCUUCUACGGUCGUGAGGUUUUUAAAACAUCUCCAGCCCAGGAGUCCUGUACAGUAGGUGUCUGGGCAGCCUAUGAUCCUGUCCACAAAAUGGUGGCAAUUGACACAGAAGGUCUUCUUGGGGCCACGGUGAACCUUAGUCAGAGGACCCGGCUGCUCCUGAAGGUAUUGGCCAUUUCAGAUGUUAUCAUCUAUCGAACACAUGCUGACAGACUUCACAAUGAUCUCUUCAAAUUUCUCGGCGAUGCCUCUGAGGCAUACCUAAAACAUUUCACCAAAGAGCUGAAGGCAACCACAGCCCGUUGUGGUCUGGAUGUUCCCUUAUCAACUCUGGGUCCUGGAGUUGUUAUCUUCCAUGAGACUGUAUAUACACAGUUACUGGGUGCUGAUCAUCCUUCUGAGGUGCCUGAGAAACUCAUCCAGGAUCGGUUUCGGAAACUGGGCCUCUUCCCUGAAGCUUUCAGCUCGAUCCAUUACAAAGGAACAAGGACUUACAACCCUCCAACAGACUUCUCUGGACUCAGGCAUGCUGUGGAGCAGCAACUAGAAAAUAAUACCACCCGUUCUCCCCGCCCUCCUGGAGUUAUCUACAAAGCACUCAAGGCACUGAGUGAUCGGUUCAGUGGUGAGAUCCCAGAUGAUCAAAUGGCCCACAGCUCCUUCUUUCCAGACGAGUAUUUCACCUGUUCCUCUGUAUGCCUCAGCUGCGGGUGUGGAUGUAAGAACAGCAUGAACCAUGUAAAAGAAGGGGUUCCUCAUAUAGCCAAGAAUCGCUGUCGAUAUACCCAUCAGUAUGAUAACAGAGUAUAUACCUGCAAGGCCUGUUACGAACGUGGGAAUGAGGUCAGGGUGGUGCCAAAAACAUCUGCUUCGACAGAUUCCCCUUGGAUGGGUCUUGCAAAGUAUGCCUGGUCAGGGUAUGUGAUCGAGUGUCCCACCUGUGGAGUUGUGUAUCGCAGCAGACAGUAUUGGUUUGGGAACCAAGAUCCUGUGGACACCGUGGUGAGGACAGAAAUUGUGCACGUCUGGCCAGGAACGGAUGGAUUUCUGAAGGACAACAACAAUGCUGCUCAGCGCCUCAUAGAUGGGAUGAACUUCAUGGCGCAGUCAGUAUCUGAGCUGAGCCUGGGACCCACAAAAGCUGUGACGUCUUGGCUGACAGACCAAAUCGCUCCAGCCUACUGGAAGCCCAAUUCCCAGAUUCUGAACUGCAAAAAGUGUGGCAUAUCAUUUAAAGAUAACGACACUAAACACCAUUGUCGGUCGUGUGGUGAAGGCUUCUGCGAUGGUUGUUCGUCUAAGAGCUGCCCUGUCCCAGAGCGGGGCUGGGGACCCACACCUGUGCGAGUGUGUGACAGCUGCCAUGAUAACAGGGGCAUUCAAUUAGAUGUGCCCGAGGCUCCAACAGAUGAGGAAGGGGGGACAGUGAUAGCCAGGAAGGUUGGUGAGGCUGUGCAGAACACCCUUGGGGCUGUUGUGACUGCCAUCGACAUCCCACUAGGUCUCGUGAAAGAUGCUGCCAGGCCUGCUUACUGGGUGCCCGACCAUGAAAUCUUACACUGCCACAACUGCCAGAAGGAAUUCAACAUCAAGCUCUCCAAACACCACUGUCGUGCCUGUGGCCAGGGUUUCUGUGACGAGUGCUCCCACGAGCGCAGAUCAGUCCCCUCCCGUGGCUGGGAUCAUCCUGUCAGAGUCUGCUUUAAUUGCAAUAAAAAGCCCGGUGACCUUUAACCCCAGCUUCUUCUCUGGGUCCUCCGUAACACCUUUGCUUCUCAG
Messenger RNA from Euleptes europaea (tarantolino), 2548 nucleotides. RefSeq names its product zinc finger FYVE-type containing 1 (gene ZFYVE1). The transcript is spliced from 11 exons. The record is from RefSeq and is a predicted model, not a curated record. The coding region runs from base 161 to 2503 and encodes 780 amino acids. Gene Ontology annotation, molecular function: zinc ion binding. NCBI's taxonomy places the organism in Eukaryota, Metazoa, Chordata, Lepidosauria, Squamata, Sphaerodactylidae.